Messenger RNA from Octopus bimaculoides (California two-spot octopus), 4450 nucleotides. RefSeq lists its product as uncharacterized. The record is from RefSeq and is a predicted model, not a curated record. Lineage: Eukaryota; Metazoa; Mollusca; Cephalopoda; Octopoda; Octopodidae.
CGCACGCACAUACACACACACACACAUAUAUAUACACACACACACACACACACACACACACACACACACGGGAACUCACAUCAAAUGAGCACACGCGCUUCGAUGUUCACAGAUGUAUACACACGCACACAUAGAACGAUAGGCGAUGCACACGAGAGGUGAACAGCGGAAUAACAGAGCAGUGACAAGAUUAUCACAAUUUCAACAUACCAUCGCAACAGUGGUGAUUGAUUGAUUGACUGACUGAAAUGAUCGAUCGAUUGAUCGAUUGGUCAAACCAUAAAUCCAUAGAAAGCCAUGUAGAAAGAACUUGAAAAGAAUCUCUCACCAGGAUCGAACACGCCUAUAUUUCAAACACUGCUGUCUAAACGAAACAAGUUAAGAGACCACUAUUGACAGAAGCCAACAUGACAUCAGCAACUUGUUCAGUAGUGUUUGUUAUUUGUAUCUUACAAUGUGUGACUAGUAUGAGCAGCCAGAGACUGAAGCCGAGCAAGACUCUAACAGAUACUAUUCAAACACAGAUAUUAAGUUCUGCAGUGGCGGCCAGUAACACAUUACGCACUACACAGAUAGCUUCUUCUCUUUCCUCUUCAGAUGACGCUCUCAAGAGCCAAACAUCUUUGGAACCUUCUCAAACACUGACAGCACCCAAAACGUUGUCAAAAAGUUCCAUAUCUACAUUAUAUGGAAUUACCAGAUCUACUCGUUCAUUAUUACAUGAUACUUCUACAUUGACGGGAACAUCUACACAUGCUUUACCGAAAUCAUUGAGAACAGAGACACCGGUACUUUCAAGAAGUGUGCCAAUAAUACCAGAGAAUACUAUGACCGCCACCAAAUCUGUAAAACUCACCGAUGAUUCAACAGCUUUGUCACCGCAACGUACUUCGGUUGAGUCAGUGCAUAUUCCUACUACCACAUCUACGGAGCAAGAACAUUCGCCAUCAAAAUCUUUUGUUGUCCUUUCAAGCAGUGUCGUAAAUAAAGUUGAGCAUGUCGAGAGGUCUACGAAAAUGGUUUCCCACUCGUCGUUAGCUAACGUUCAUUUGACUCCAUCGAUGACCUCCGACAUGAUUUCAACAACUCACUCCUCAACCAUACAGCCUUCGCCUUCACUUGCAACUCCACAAAAAACUGACGUCACAUCGACGCUUUUAGUCCCUUCAAGGGUCAUGUUGUCAGAAGGCACACACUCGACUGCACAGUCAUCGCAAGGUUAUGUGACGCAUUCUGUCUCUCCUUCAGAUCAGAGCACUUCUCGUCCAGUCAGGCUCACGUCUCAACCAAAUAUACCACCAUCAGUCGAUUCAGUGACGCCAUCUACAACUUUAUUUGUUAGUAGAAAUAAGUCGGUGAACCCCGGCCGCACGUCUUCAGUUCCUCCUAUGAUACCACCGACCAAUCAGCCAACCAGUACAAACAAUAUUCCUACAAAUACGAUUUCCACUCAAGCUGACUUUGCUUCGAAAAUAAACAGCCAACCCUUCUUAGUCUCAAGCUCUUCGCUGAGUUUGUCUUCGAGAAUUGAAUCUACUCCACAAGACAGCUCAGUGUCAUCACUUAGCCAAGGCAGCUCCGCUUCUCAGCAAACCAUAUCUCUUCCUUUCACACCAAAUUCUAAAGCGACAUUGUUGUCUUCUGAAUCACAGAAGACAGAUGGCACAUAUGAAAUAACUUCUCCAAUAUCAACACCGACGCUAAAUUCACAAUUGGUGGAGACGAAAUGGAGUAGCUCUGUGGAAUCCGGAAAAUUCACGGAGACUUCAUUGUCUUCGAAUUCCAACAAAAGCUCCACAGCUUUUCCUGAGUUGGCAACUUCAAAUGUGAGGGUCACUGACAACUUGUUAGAAUCCUCAUCUCCGGUUAGUUUAACCCAAACUGUCAUUCCUUCUGAAACUGAACCAAUAUCUUUGACUUUAUCAGUCACAUCGACUCCAUACAUGUCAUCCAAUUUAUCUCACAUUGAACUGUUGAAACCGUCACAUUCUACAAGCUAUAAUACCAUGUCAAUGUACACAAGUUCUGUUGAAUUGCAUUCAGCAUUGACAUCCAUUAUCACUGAAAUUAUUCCAACAAGAACGAAAGUAAAUAUGUCGAAGACAUAUUUUAACGCAUCAAACACGUCGGGUUUAGUCUUUUCCACAGCGAACACUGUUUUUGUCUCUGUCUCAAGUUCACAAAUUGGAAUACCGAUAUUAUCUCGAUCAACGCAAUAUUCCAAAUUAUUGAAAUCCCCGAAGACUUUGUCAGCCGAUUCCACGAUAUCAAAGCAUAGUUCUACAGUUACUGUGUAUUCCAUCACACCGUCAAACCAUGAGACACAAAUGCAUACGCGCAUCUCUCACCCGACGCAGACGGUUAUAAAAACGACGAAUUCAACACCACUGGGGGCAUCUACUACGCUUCCUCCGCACAACAAAACCUUUGAAAUAGUUUUCAAUGGUCUGUGCACUCCUCUCGCGGAGAGACACUUAUACGGGCAGUUCUCAGAUAAUAUCCGUUACAUAGUCAGUCGCAAACUGUCGAUCAGCUACGACUCUGUCGUUGUACAUAACUUAACAUGUGCCUCUGUACACGUAUAUGUCACUCUCCUGAACAUCGUAACUCAAAGAAUUACAGAGAAUUUCAAAGAGUUAGUUGGUUCAAGAAAACUGAAUAUCAGUGUGAUUUCCAAGCAAGGCGAGCUUCAUUAUUCAGCCGUGAAAUUGAAAACGAUCGCCGAACCAAGCGUUCAGAAAGAGUUACAGACAGGCGCUUACGAGAAAGACUCUAAAACGAGUGUAAUCACCAUUGCAUGUUCAGCUAUAGUUGCCAUGCUGGUCAUAGGCUUAGUUGUAGCUCUACGUGAAUGUUAUAGAAGGAAGCAUACGCAGACAUUCGACUUAACCAAUACACCAAACGUUCAUAUGAAACUUGAAGAUUUCACACUCACAAGAAUUCCUCGCUCGAGCACAUGGUAUUCUGAUGAAGGUGUGGCAAUACAAAGAUUCUCAGAAACAAAUGGUAGCACAAUGCAAAAAUCCUCAAACGGUAUUUCAAAACAGCCGACAAUCUCGUGUAUUUCUGAUAUAUUAAAAGACAAAGAAGCCGACGGAGAAGAAUUGCGACCAUUCUCUUAUUCCAUCUUGUCUAACAAUAGUAGAAAAGACAGCCAGGAUACCACGGUUUCAAUUACAAGCGACAGUAAUUUUGCUUAUUCCACAGACAGUCUCGUGCCGCUACCAAAAAGCAGCUCUGGUAUGCAUGGUGCCGUGAAUCCUAUCUACUUUGGCGAUGAAAUGCCUCAGAUGGGUUCUAACAACAGACUUGACCAAAACGUGAAUCCAUCAGACACACACGAACAAUUCAGACAAGUCUACAACCAAUAGACUUCAUGAAACAGGACAAAACCAAUGAACUAAACAACAAAAAAUAAAUAGAAGUAAUAAUAAUAAUAAUAAUAAUAAUAAUAAUAAUAAUAAUAAUAAUAAUAAUAAUAAUAAUUCCCAAUUUGCUUAAAUUACAUUACAUAUUUAAAUCAGUUUACUAUUUGUCCUUAUAAUGUUGAGCUAGACUUUCCACUUUGUAUUUUUUUUAAAAGGAACCUAUUUUGGACAAACACUAGUCUUCUUUCUCUCUCUCUCUAUCUAUUAAAAAUAAAAUAAAACAAAACAAACAUUGUUUUAUAAUCUUGAACAAAUUUUUCUAUCUAGUUAAAAAAAUAUAAUUAGGUAUUUCUAUUAUGUCCUUAAACAAGUCUUUCUACCCACCUUAAAGAGACAUUCUUUUCUGCAUGACUUCUAGCAACUAUUUUCUGUCAAGCUUCGAUAAAAAAAAACUAAAAAAAACCCCAACAAACUAAUUAAUAAUGUAGUAUUAUAACAGCGUUGAGCAAGACUCAUCAUUUUACUUUGCCUCCGAUACUUUAUCGGAUGUUAACAUAGACAGGCAGUGGACUUAUCCACCAUCUACGUGGUCGGAUGUUUGAGUUAAAUGAAGGACAUUUACUGCUGUGAGACAAAAAAUACAAAAAAAUACACAAAAAAAAAUAUAAAGGAGAAGAGUACUCAAUUACAAAACAUGUAAAUACCUACUCUAAGAAAAAUUCUAUCCAAACCACAAAAAAAAAAAAAAAAGAAUCAUUUGCCCAGUAGCAUUACAGGGCUUUCACCAGGAAUGAUUACUGUGAAUUAUUGUCUUGGUAUAACUACUCAGCGGUGAACAGCAACAGUAUAUAUACAUAACUUUUUUCAUGAAAAAUAUAGAUAUGUUCGGCCCACACACAAAACACCACUUUCACUCGCACAAAACUCCACUGCUACCCACACAAAACGCUACUUCUACCCGCAUAAAACACCACUUGUGCCCACACAAAAUACCGCUUUCUCAGAUACCGUUUCUAACAUGAAAAAUACCAUUCUUUCACACAUAAACAAUCCACUAUUUCUACACAUAAAAAAAAAAACAA